Messenger RNA from Musa acuminata AAA Group (dessert banana), 977 nucleotides. Its product is annotated as spindle and kinetochore-associated protein 1 homolog. The record is from RefSeq and is a predicted model, not a curated record. Gene Ontology annotation, molecular function: microtubule binding. The transcript is spliced from 9 exons. NCBI's taxonomy places the organism in Eukaryota, Viridiplantae, Streptophyta, Magnoliopsida, Zingiberales, Musaceae. Gene Ontology annotation, cellular component: outer kinetochore; mitotic spindle; spindle microtubule. The coding region runs from base 107 to 916 and encodes 269 amino acids. Gene Ontology annotation, biological process: regulation of microtubule polymerization or depolymerization; cell division; mitotic cell cycle.
ACCAGUAAGCGGCAGCAACGCAUUCAAAACGUUUGGUUUGGGAACGGCGAGAGAGCGAGGACUGAGUGAGAGAAAGAAGUGGGGAUUCGGGAGACCGGUAGCGGCGAUGGAUCUGAAGCAAGCGGGAUCCUCCCUCGACGCCGUCGUCUCCUCCUUCCACACCCGCAUCGUCGAACUGCAGGAGCUCGUCAUCGCCCGCAACAUGUAUCCCUCCACCAGCAUGCCCGAUCUGUCGGCGGUCGACGCGACCCUGAAGACGAUGGAGUCGCAGAUCCAGGCGAUCAAGGACCGACUACAAGAGGAGAGAAACGCUAUCCCUAAGGCCAAGAAACUCAUCGAUCUGUCCCAGCGGCAGCAAAGAAAGCUGCAGCACAUGCUCGCCCAUAUGCCGCCUUCGAUGCUUAAGAACCAAAGCCGAUCGGUUCAAAACCCCUCUUCGAGCUUGGUGCCUGAUGAUUCGGGUCCCGAUACAUUGCACGAGCCUUGUCAUCUCAAGGAGGAGCCUGUUGCUAUGCUCAAGGGGAAGAAGGGUCCAUCUCCUGCACCGCGGUGGUAUAUUUCUGCCGAGGAACUGGAUUCACUGUCUUCUUAUAUGAGGGGAAGGCUUACUUUGGACAAGGUCAAUAUUGCUAUCAAUGAGAUAGCUAUGUAUGCAGAAGCAAAUUCUCAUCUCGUCUCAUGCCCAAAGAAGAAGCUAGCUGAAGACACCUGGGAAAAAGCUCUUGAACUAAGAGACAUAGCAACAACUGAAGCAGUGAAAGGCAAGCACUUUUUCCUGGAAACAGACAUAAAAGGACCAGGACUGAAACUUGACAAUACGGGAAAAGCAAUUUUGACAGUCCUUCGCCAUCUCGGCCGUAUUCUUGAAGCUCGCAUCGGUCAUCACCGUGUGUUUAUCCUCUCAAAACCUCAUUGAUGCCUUUAUCAUUGUUUUUCUAGUAGCUGAUUUCCCAGCAUGUUUAAGAUUGGCUAUGAUU